Messenger RNA from Colletotrichum orchidophilum, 216 nucleotides. RefSeq lists its product as uncharacterized. The record is from RefSeq and is a predicted model, not a curated record. The transcript has a single exon. Lineage: Eukaryota; Fungi; Ascomycota; Sordariomycetes; Glomerellales; Glomerellaceae. Bases 1 to 216 code for a protein of 71 amino acids.
AUGUCUGUUUGUUCUGUUGCAUCCAUGCGCCUUUGCAUCUCGCGUGGCUUUGCAUGGCUAGCCGACGCAUGGGUAUGCGGGACGGAAAUAACCCGAAAGAUGUCUCGUUCCGCGCGGCUCCCUUCGCUUCAGUUCCAUUCUUCCCAUCGGGCUCAUGUAACUGCAGCAUUCACACAUCCCAUUGUUCUAGAAGCAGAAGUGGACUUAUGGGGCUAG